AUGUCCAGCAAUACCACUCUGCCUCAGUCAUCUUCACAGACGGACCAGGUCUACACGGCCCUGUACUCUGUGCUCUUUGUGGUCGGGUUGAUGCUCAACUCCAUGGCUGCAUGGGUCUUUUUCAAUCUCCAAAGCCGAAGGAAAACAUUCAUUCUCUACCUGAGGCACAUGGUGGCUGCUGACCUGCUCAUGACGCUCACUUUCCUGCCCCACAUCCUCAUGGAUGCACACGCGGGACCGUGGUGGCUGCCAGCCUUCGUCUGCCGUUAUUCCGCGGUGCUCUUCUACGUCAGCAUGUACGCUAGUAUCCUCUUCCUCUGCCUUCUGGCUCUGGACCGUUAUCUGAAGAUCGUGCAGCCAUUCGGAGGCUCCUGCGGAGCUUGUCUCUAUAGUUACUCCUUCACACGGCUCAUGUCUGUUCUCGUGUGGUUAUCUAUGGCUGCUAUGUCCCUACCAAACAGUAUUCUGACCAAUCAGGAGCCUCGUCCUGAAACAGCACGCAAUUGCACUGCCCUGAAGAGUGAGUUUGGUCUACAGUGGCAUGGAGUAGUGGCCUACAUCAACGUGGGAAUCUUCUUGGUGGUCCUGGUCAUUCUACCAUCAUGCUACAUAUCCAUUUAUAGACAUAUACACCGCUCAAACGCCCAGUUCAUCAUCAGCGGAGAGGGGAGCAAGCGACAGAGGCACACACAGAACAUACUGGUGGUGCUGGUUGUGUUUUCUGUGUGUUUUGUGCCGUAUCACCUGUGGAGAAUACCAUUCACGCUCAGUCAGGUGGAAGACAACUUCAGCCAAUGGACUGAGGAUAUUCUGUAUCAUGGGAAGACAGCCACGUUGUUCCUGUCUUCCUGCAACGUGUGUCUAGAUCCUGUCAUUUAUUUCCUCAUGUGUGCAUCCUUCAGACGUAAGCUGGUGGAGAGCUUGGGACUCAAAAAUAAAUUGUGUCUGAACAGAGCCAACAGCAUUAAAAGUACACAGGUGCUGCGCUUUCGAGAGUACUAA
Chanos chanos (milkfish) is the source of this 1002-nucleotide messenger RNA. RefSeq names its product G-protein coupled receptor 87-like. Gene Ontology annotation, cellular component: membrane. The record is from RefSeq and is a predicted model, not a curated record. Gene Ontology annotation, biological process: G protein-coupled receptor signaling pathway. Lineage: Eukaryota; Metazoa; Chordata; Actinopteri; Gonorynchiformes; Chanidae. Gene Ontology annotation, molecular function: G protein-coupled purinergic nucleotide receptor activity. Bases 1 to 1002 code for a protein of 333 amino acids. The transcript has a single exon.